Patiria miniata (bat star) is the source of this 294-nucleotide messenger RNA. RefSeq names its product zinc finger HIT domain-containing protein 3-like. The transcript is spliced from 3 exons. NCBI's taxonomy places the organism in Eukaryota, Metazoa, Echinodermata, Asteroidea, Valvatida, Asterinidae. Gene Ontology annotation, molecular function: protein binding. The coding region runs from base 1 to 294 and encodes 97 amino acids. The record is from RefSeq and is a predicted model, not a curated record.
AUGCCACAAGAGAAGAAGCUAGAGCCAGCCAAGACUCUGAUGGACAAGCACAAUGGAUUCCAGUCCGAGGAGGAGCACGAUGACAGAAUACCACAAGAGUGUUUGGACAAACUUGCCGAGUCCAGUGAUCUUAAAACCUUACUCCAUAACAAGCAUCUUCAGCGGUUGCUCUUAGAGGUGGACCGUGUGAAGGACAAGGCUGCGAUGGUAGAGAGGUUUAUGCAGGAACCACUGUUUGUGGAGUUUGCUGAUGCAUGCUUAGCUGCCGUGGCUCCAGAAGAGAAACAUACGUGA